Poecilia reticulata (guppy) is the source of this 1155-nucleotide messenger RNA. The record is from RefSeq and is a predicted model, not a curated record. Lineage: Eukaryota; Metazoa; Chordata; Actinopteri; Cyprinodontiformes; Poeciliidae.
CACACAAAACGAGUGUAGAGGGAGGCCAAUCUCAGUAUCCAACUCAAUGGGAAAUUAAGUGGAAGGAAGAACUGCCUGAGAAGACUGCGAAGCAAAUAUUGCUUAAAUGUUAUGAGGUAUACGCUUCCACUUUGCAUGUAAUGAUUAUUAAAGAAGCAGCAGUGAUGCACUUUGGGUAAACAGGUUUUCUUUGACAGCCUGAUUUCCAUAUUUAUCAUCAACAUGGUCACAUGACUUCCUGCUCAGCCGCUCUCACCUGUUGCCGACUCCUCAGCAGGCCGGGUGUGUCUGAACAGGAAUGCAGUCAGACCUACCUAUUGGUCACAUGGGGAGCCACGAGGGCUGCUAUAGGCUGAUAAUCAGAGAGGGUCAGGUAUGCCUGAGGGCCGUCAGAGAUCCAGUCAGACCGAUUCUAGAGCUUCAGAGCGAUGGGUCAGGGCAGCUCCGCCUGCCCUCAGGUGGAACUCCUCUGGUUCGGUUCUGGUUCUGGCCUAAAUCUCCUCUGGGAUCCAGACUGGAAGACUUCAGCACCAGAACCAGCAGAGUGUUAACCUGAAGCCUGUCCUCCUCUGUCCAGGUGUUGAUCAUGGGUCUGGACUCUGCGGGGAAGUCCACCCUGUUGGCCCAUAUCCUGAAGGGACAGGCAGUCAACACCUCGCCGACUGUGGGCUUCAACGUGGGAACACUGGAGCUGAACAAGCAGUCAUCUCUGACGUUGUGGGACAUUGGUGGACAGAAGAGCAUGAGACCCAACUGGAAGUACUACCUGGACGAGUGCAAGGCGUUGGUGUUCGUGGUGGACAGCACCGACGCGGCUCGCAUUCCAGAGGCGCAGAUGGCUCUGAAGGGCAUCCUCAGCGAUGAGAGGCUGCGAGGAGUUCCUCUGAUGGUUUUGGCCAACAAGAAGGAUCUGCCCAACAGCAUGACCAUACGGGAGGUGUCCAACAAGUUGAACCUGAACAGUUACACAGACAGAGAGUGGGAGAUCCAGGCCUGCAGCGCCACCAAGGGGCUGGGUCUGCAACAGGCCUUCCUGAAGGUCAACAAACUGAUCAAGAGGAGCUGAGAGGAGCGGGAAAGGAGAUCCACAUCUACAGGAGACAUGUUUAAACUCAAGAUUUUAUUUAUAGAGAUUAAUAAAAGUUUUAGUGAUGA